ACUCGGUACGAAUAUUACAUCCAAAACAUGGCGAAGGGCCUGAACCACUGGGCUGACAUCCUGAUCGUCGUUACCUACUUCGUGGUAGUGAUUGGCGUCGGCCUCUGGUCGCUCCGAAGACCAAACAGAGGAAAUGUGAAGAGCUACUUCCUGGCUGGAAGGUCCAUGCCGUGGUUUGCGGUCGGUGCGUCACUGUUCUCCAGUAACAUUGGCAGUGAGCAUUUUGUGGGAUUGGCAGGCGCGGGGGCCUCGUCAGGGAUUGCACUAGUUCUGUAUGAGUGGUUUGUAAUAUUCUUGAUCUUGUUGUGCGGCUGGCUGUUCCUACCUGUCUACAUAUCGGCCGGGGUAUACACACUUCCAGAGUAUAUCGAGAGACGGCAUGGCGGCCGGAAGUUGAGAGUUUACCUCAGUUGUAUAGCCCUGAUCUUGUACGUGGUCUCCAAAUUGGCAGUUAGUAUCUUUGCCGGGUCCAUGUUUAUUCAGAUGACGCUCGGAUGGGAUAUGUACUUGUCAAUAAUUGUACUGUUGGUGAUUACAGCGAUAUACACUAUUCUAGGUGGAUUAACAGCAGUGAUGUACACAGACACAUUCCAAACAGCUGUCAUGAUACUUGGAUCUCUCUCGAUUGUGGUUAUUGGAUUCAACAAAGUGGGCGGCUUAAAUGCUUUGGAAACAAAAUACAUGAGAGCUAUUCCAAAGAUCCGAAACAAUGCCACGACAUGCGGGAUUCCGAAACAGGAUGCCUUUAAAGUCUUCCUUGACCCAAUAAACGGAGAGUACCCAUGGCCAGCCCUUGUCCUGCAAAGUUCCAUUGGCAGUCUGUGGUACUGGUGCUGUGACCAGGUGAUUGUCCAACGUUCUUUAGGAGCAAAAAAUCUAUCCCAUGCGAAGGGUGGUUCAAUACUUGCCGGCUACCUCAAGACCCUGCCUCUCUUCCUAAUCGUUUUCCCAGGCAUGAUCAGCAGGGUUUUGUUUCCAGACGAGGUAGGGUGUGUGGACCCAGAUGAAUGUUCCCGGAUAUGCGACAAUCCGGUUGGAUGUUCUAACAUUGCAUACCCCAAAUUGGUUCUUGAGCUACUUCCGGUCGGUCUGCGCGGCCUCCUGAUGGCAGUUAUGGUGUCCGCCAUAAUGAGUUCUCUGACGUCAAUCUUUAACAGCUCCAGUACUGUAUUUACUAUGGAUGUAUGGCGUAGGGUCAGAACUAAAGCAUCUCAACGAGAGUUACUACUUGUUGGAAGACUGUUCGUGGUAGUAUUGUGUGUCAUAAGUAUUCUAUGGAUUCCAUUGGUCAAGUCCUCCCAGGGUGGAAAGCUGUUCCAGUACAUGACAGCCAUUGAAGCCUACCUUGGAUCACCUAUUGGGAUUCUGUUUUUGUUGUCCAUGUUUUGGAAAGGAACCACGGAAAACGGAGCAUUCUGGGGUUUGUUUUUGGGGCACGUUUGCGGAAUCAUUCGCCUCGUUUUGGAAUUUGUUUAUCCCCAGCCGAACUGUGGGGAAGAGGAAACACGACCCGCCUUCCUCACAAUAAACUACCUAUACUUCGGUAUUAUGAUACUCGUCAUCACGACAAUUACUACUGUCUUCAUCAGUAUCUUCACUGCUAAAAGGGAAGAGGAUGAGUUAUGUGGUGUUACUUGGUGGACCAAGUAUAAGGCGCCCAAAAGCCCUCAAGAACAGAAUCUCGAACUUAUGGAUUCGCACUCUACUACGAAUACGUCAUCACGGCAGCAUGAAGAAGAUGACGACCUAGCCGUUCCUGACUCGGCAUCAUGGUUUAGACGAAUGUUCGAGGUUGUGUGUGGGAGUGCCGAGGACCAAACUACAGAAAUUGACAUUGAGCAAAGGAGAAACUUCGUUAAUCAAACAAAAUGGGCCAAACGCAUUCUUAAUGUCAAUGCCGUUAUUCUGGUUCUGAUUGUCUGCUUCCUGUCGGCAUUUUUUAACUAAUUAAACCCCAGCAAAUGUACAAUGGGACAAAAAUCACAAAUUGUCUUCUAAAGCUACUCCUGGGCUACCGUGAAGCUUGAAUACGUAAGAAUAUUACACGAUUCAUUAUCAUGCUUUUUGUUAAAUAAAAUCUCAGCAAUCAU
This is a messenger RNA of Pecten maximus, 2090 nucleotides long. RefSeq names its product sodium/glucose cotransporter 4-like. The record is from RefSeq and is a predicted model, not a curated record. Gene Ontology annotation, biological process: transmembrane transport. Gene Ontology annotation, molecular function: D-glucose:sodium symporter activity. The transcript is spliced from 15 exons. Gene Ontology annotation, cellular component: plasma membrane. NCBI's taxonomy places the organism in Eukaryota, Metazoa, Mollusca, Bivalvia, Pectinida, Pectinidae. The coding region runs from base 28 to 1947 and encodes 639 amino acids.